AUGGAGACGGAGAUACCUAAGUCAGCGGAGAUCUCAGAGACAUUAUUGUCAUCGGGAAAACCCCCGACGAAUCUCGAUUACUACGACGAAGUUGUCCCCGAGUGGAAGGAUCAGAUCACAAUCCGAGGCUUAAUCGUUAGCGCUUUGCUUGGGAUUUUGUUCUGUAUCAUUACUCAUAAGCUCAAUCUCACAAUCGGAAUCAUUCCUUCGCUUAAUGUAGCUGCUGGUCUUCUCGGCUUCUUCUUCGUCAAAUCGUGGACUGGUUUCUUGUCGAAAUUAGGGUUUUCUGCUAAACCUUUUACCAAGCAAGAGAACACCGUUAUUCAGACUUGCGUUGUUGCUUGCUAUGGCCUCGCUUAUAGUGGAGGGUUUGGUUCGUAUUUGAUUGCUAUGGAUGAGAGGACAUACAAGCUUAUUGGGGUUGAUUAUCCGGGAAACAAUCAAGAAGAUGUUGUAAAUCCUGGGUUGUGGUGGAUGAUUGGGUUUUUGUUUGUGGUUAGCUUCCUUGGUCUCUUUAGUCUCGUUCCGCUUCGUAAGGUGAUGGUUUUGGAUUACAAGCUUACGUAUCCGAGUGGAACCGCUACAGCAAUGUUGAUUAACAGUUUCCAUGACAACUCUGGAGCUAAGCUUGCAGGACUUCAAGUUAAAUGUCUUGGGAAAUACUUGAGCCUUGGCUUAGUUUGGAGUUGCUUCAAGUGGUUCUUUAGUGGUGUUGGAGAUGCAUGUGGGUUUGAUCACUUUCCCACACUUGGUUUGACGCUAUACAAGAACACGUUUUACUUUGAUUUCAGUCCUACUUUUAUUGGAUGUGGUAUGAUAUGUCCACAUUUAGUGAACUGCUCGGUUCUUCUCGGCGCUAUCAUUUCUUGGGGUUUUCUCUGGCCAUUUAUAUCACACCAUGCUGGAGACUGGUAUCCACCUGACCUUGGGGUCAACGAUUUCAAAGGUCUCUACGGAUAUAAGGUCUUUAUCGCCAUUGCCAUCAUCCUUGGUGAUGGUCUCUAUAACCUCACAAAGAUUAUUGUGAUCACUGUGAAGGAACUUUACAAUAAAACGUCCAAACAACAACACCUACCUGUCUUUAGCGGCAUUUCAGAUGAUAGUGAGACCUCACAAUUAGAGCUGGAAAAGAAGUUAAGAGAUGAAGUAUUUCUCAAUGAUCCUAUACCUCUCGGGUUUGCGGUUUCUGGUUAUGUUGGUCUUGCAGCCAUUUCAACCGCUACAAUCCCGUUGAUAUUCCCACCACUGAAAUGGUAUUUUGUCCUCUGUUCAUACUUGGUUGCCCCGGCUCUUGCCUAUUGCAAUUCAUAUGGAGCCGGGCUCACGGAUAUGAGCCUGCCUUCAACCUACGGAAAGAUUGGUCUUUUCACCAUCGCUUCGAUUGUAGGAAAUAACGGUGGAGUCAUUGCCGGUUUAGGAGCAUGUGGCGUUAUGAUGUCAAUCGUCUCAACAGCAGCAGAUCUUAUGCAAGACUUCAAAACAGGGUACCUCACAUUAUCAUCUGCAAAAUCCAUGUUUGUAACUCAGCUUUUGGGUACAGCAAUGGGUUGUGUAAUCGCUCCUCUCACGUUUUGGCUGUUUUGGACUGCUUUUGACGUUGGAGAUCCUGAUGGUCUGUACAAAGCACCUUACGCGGUUAUUUACCGUGAAAUGGCUAUUCUCGGGAUCGAAGGCUUUGUACAACUGCCUAAGCACUGUUUGGCUCUUUGUUGCGGAUUCUUUAUCGCUGCUCUGAUUGUAAAUCUUAUCAAAGACAUCACACCGCCUAUGAUCUCUAAGUUCAUACCACUUCCAAUGGCUAUGGCUUGUCCAUUCUACAUAGGAGCCUACUUCGCCAUCGAUAUGUUUGUUGGAACCGUGAUUUUGUUCGUAUGGGAACGGAUAAGUAAGAAAGACGCAGAUGAUUACUCGGGUGCAGUAGCUUCAGGACUGAUCUGUGGCGAUGGAAUCUGGACAAUCCCGUCCGCGAUUCUUUCAAUCUUAAGAAUCAAUCCACCCAUCUGUAUGUACUUUGGACCUUCAUAG
This is a messenger RNA of Arabis nemorensis, 2025 nucleotides long. Lineage: Eukaryota; Viridiplantae; Streptophyta; Magnoliopsida; Brassicales; Brassicaceae. The record is from the annotation of a GenBank genome assembly.